Molecule: messenger RNA, 1773 nt
Organism: Linum tenue
Lineage: Eukaryota; Viridiplantae; Streptophyta; Magnoliopsida; Malpighiales; Linaceae
Source: the annotation of a GenBank genome assembly
AAUGAUAACCAUCCAGCCUUCGUUCAUUACUUCUCCCUCCACAUUAUUCCAUCGAAGAAGCAUCAAAAGCCAACGCCGCAACAAGCCAAUGUUUUCUCGAUGCUGCCUCGUGGAAAAACAUGCUCAGAAGCUCGAGGAAGCACAACGUUCGUUCAUGGUCGCGACGAGGAAAGAAAGAAUGCUUACAUGUCCCGUCGAAACCCUAGUAAUGAUCGACGCGGUUCAACGACUGGGCAUCGACUACCACUUCCAGGAAAACAUCGACGCUGUUCUUAGUGAUGAAUUCAGUAUUGCUGCUAAGAUGGCGGCCGGCGGGAGCUCCCAUGGGCUUUUCGAAGUUUCCUUAAACUUUCGACUCAUGAGGCAACAAGGUUAUCGCAUUCCUUCGGAUGUGUUCGGAAAAUUCAAGAAUGGAGAAGGGAAGUUCAACCCUAAUCUUGGGCAAGGCGUGGAAGCAAUGAUGGAGCUUUACGAAGCUUCACAGUGGAUUACUCCUGGAGAAAGCACACUGCGUGAAGCUAGGGAUUUCAGCUCACACUGGCUACGUUCAUGGAUCGCCACCAGGUCACCAUCGCGGAAUCUCUCCGUCGGCAAUGGUUUUCUCCUAGAAGAAUUAGCGACGACGACUGAAACCGUCGCCAAUACUCUGAAACAUCCCUGCCGCAGGAGCAUACCCAGGCUGGCGAUUAAGGAUUACUUGAGCAGCUUCGCGGCAAGAACGCCAUCAAAUGAUAAGCUGAAGCAUCAGUACGUACUGGAGACUCUCAAGGAUCUGGCCAAGUUAGAUUUCAACAUGAAUCAGGCGACUCGUCAACAAGAACUCUUGCAGAUCUCCAAGUGGUGGAAUGAGAUAGGAUUGGCAGUGAAUCAUGGGAGAGAUCACCUGCAGGUCGAAGCUUAUCUGUGGCCAAUGUCAACCCUAGCAGGCCCUGGAUUCUCAGAAUAUAGGAUCGAUCUUGCCAAAAUCACAUCGUUCGUGUACCUAAUCGAUGACAUUUUCGACAUUCAUGGGUCGUCGUUGGAUGAACUCACACUCUUCACACACGUUGUUACUAGGUGGGACAUCAAAAUGGCAGAGGAAUUGCCUGAUUACAUGAGGAAAUGCUUUAUGGCUCUCUAUCACAUGAUUAAUCAAAUUGGCUACGACGUGCACAAAAAACAUGGAUACAACUCGAUCCACUCGCUCCAACGAGGCUGGGCAAAAUUGGUCGAGGCAUUCUUAGUGGAAGCCAAAUGGAUGAGAAAUGGGACGUGUCCGACGUCGGAAAAUUACCUGAAGAACGGAAUAGCUAGCUCCGGCGUUCAACUAGUCCUCCUUCACUUCUUCUUCCUGUUGGGCCAGGGCAUAACGAAACAAAACGUGAGCCUCGUGGAUGGCGACGAUCCGCCAUUAAUAUCGUCGGUCGCUAAAAUUCUGAGGCUGUCCGACGACCUUUCUUCCACGUACGAUGAACACGUGGGUUACGACGCGUCGUACGUGGAUUGCUACAUGAAGGAGAAUCCUGGGUUGUCGGUCCGUGAAGCUAGUGAGCACGUGAUGGAUAUGAUCGAAGAGACAUGGGAGCAACUGAAUCAUGAAUCUUUAGCGACGAAAUUUCCGGUCGUCUUUGCAAGGGCCGUCGUCGAUUCUGCGAGAAUGGUUCCUUUUGUGUAUGGAAAUGAUGGGUCGUUCGAUGAUGACAAUGAGAAGGCCACCAGCAGCUUUCCAAGUCUUCAGGAUCGCAUCAAGUCGCUGCUCUUUGAAAGCAUUCCCAUUUAGUUUUUACCGUUUUC